Messenger RNA from Papaver somniferum (opium poppy), 874 nucleotides. RefSeq names its product probable glutathione peroxidase 5. Bases 136 to 657 code for a protein of 173 amino acids. Lineage: Eukaryota; Viridiplantae; Streptophyta; Magnoliopsida; Ranunculales; Papaveraceae. The record is from RefSeq and is a predicted model, not a curated record. The transcript has 6 exons. Gene Ontology annotation, biological process: response to oxidative stress. Gene Ontology annotation, molecular function: glutathione peroxidase activity.
GUGUGUACAAUUAAUGACCUACCUACAUAACAAACGGUCACCACCACCUCAAUUCUAUCUUCUUCUUCUUUCUUUGAUAUCAAAGUAAUAACACGUUCAUCAAAUCAGGAUUAGAAUUUGUGAUUAUUUGGAAAAAUGGGUGCUUCAAGUUCCAGUUUUUUAGAAGAAUCUGUGUAUGAUUUUACUGUCAAGGAUAAAACGGGUAAUGAUGUUGAUCUUAGCAUCUACAAAGGGAAAGUUCUUCUGUUUGUUAAUGUCGCUUCCAAUUGUGGGUUAACAGAUGUGAAUUACACACAAUUAUCAGAGAUUUACACGAAAUACAAAGAUCAAGGUCUUGAGGUAUUGGCAUUUCCAUGCAAUCAAUUUCUGAAGCAAGAACCAAAAUCAGCCCAAGAAGUUGAGCAGUUUGUAUGCACAAGAUUCAAGGCUGAGUUUCCUGUUUUUCAUAAGGUUCGCGUAAAUGGUACGACCGCAGCACCUGUUUUCAAGUUUCUGAAAUCGAAGUCACCUGGGAGUCUGGGAUCAAGGGUCAAAUGGAACUUCACCAAGUUUUUGGUGGAUAGGGAAGGCCGUGUCAUUGGCCGUUAUGCGCCAACAACACCCCCAUUUGCGUUCGAGAAAGACAUUCAAAAUGCACUGGAGUCGAAACCAAACUAAUUGAGUGUGCACUCAAGUUCAAUUCUUAUAAGAAUUGAAUCCUUAUCCUUGUUAGCGUGAAAUUGUGUAUAGUGGUGUGCGGUUGAAUUCCAUUUCUCUUCUACGAUCUUCUUGUACGCCUUAAUUUUGUUUGUUCAUAAUAUUAUUUAUUUUUGUUCGUUGUACAACUGUUGUAAAAUAUUAGUGUGGUCAAUAUUAUGAUGAACGAUUCUAAUCA